Actinia tenebrosa (Australian red waratah sea anemone) is the source of this 2941-nucleotide messenger RNA. RefSeq names its product H(+)/Cl(-) exchange transporter 7. Gene Ontology annotation, cellular component: lysosomal membrane; intracellular membrane-bounded organelle. The record is from RefSeq and is a predicted model, not a curated record. Gene Ontology annotation, molecular function: chloride transmembrane transporter activity. Lineage: Eukaryota; Metazoa; Cnidaria; Anthozoa; Actiniaria; Actiniidae. Gene Ontology annotation, biological process: transmembrane transport; chloride transport.
UUGUCAAUCAAAUUCAUUAUGGCYGACAGGGAAACAGUUUCAGCUUUUCUUUGCACUCGCUUGUCCUCUUCAACAAACAUAACCAAAAAAUCAUACUCAAAAGCAUGCUUUCGAAUAAUUCUAUAAACCUCCCCGAGAUGACGUCUGAAAGUUCUCCGCUUUUGGACCAGAGUAGGCCCCGGGACUACUAUGAUAGGACAUUUGAAAGAACAAGAACUGAGUCCGAGAGUACAGGCAAUUCAUUAGAAGUUAAUAGAGACUUUGAGGGGAUGCUUAAUCGGUCUUCUGGAGGACAUGAAAGUCUUCAGAAAAUUUUAGCAAAAUACGAGAGUUUAGAUUACGAUAUUCCAGAAAAUACACUUUAUUUAAAAGAAAUAAAAUCCUAUACAGGAGAGGAGAUAAUUCGUACCAACAUCAAUAGAUGGGUUGUAAUGUUCAUCAUUGCAGUCAUCACUGCUCUCAUAGCAUGUGCWAUUGAUAUCUGCAUUAGUCUGUUGUCAGGAUGGAAAUAUAAAAACAUCAAAAACUAUAUUGAAAAGUGUACUAGUGAACACUGUAUUGCAGCUCCCUAUGCACUGUGGGUAGCUAUUGAUGUAAUGUUUGUAUUCAUUGCUGCAAUGUUGGUCACAUAUUUGGAGCCAGUUGCUGCRGGCAGUGGUAUACCACAAAUAAAGUGUUAUCUAAAUGGUGUUAAGGUGCCCCAUGUUGUCAGAUUCAAGACUCUUCUUACAAAAGUUGUUGGAGUCAUCUUUUCAGUUUCUGGAGGUCUGGCAUGUGGCAAGGAAGGGCCAAUGAUUCAUUCUGGUGCUGUUAUUGCCGCAGGGGUAUCCCAGGGAAGGUCAACAACAUUCAAUAAGGACCUGAAAAUUUUUGAGUACUUCAGGACUGAUCAUGAGAAACGAGACUUUGUGUCUGGAGGCGCUGCUGCAGGUGUUGCUGCAGCCUUUGGUGCUCCUAUAGGUGGUGUUCUAUUUAGUUUAGAGGAGGGCGCUAGUUUCUGGAACCAGUCAUUAACCUGGCGUAUGUUCUUUGCCUCCAUGGUCUCCACCUUUACUCUCAAUCUUGUUUUGUCUAUCUACAAAGGUCAACCUGGYGAUCUAUCAAACCCUGGCCUUAUUAACUUUGGAUCAUUUGAGGGAAGUCCAUAUUAUGGUUAUGAGUUACCAAUUUUUAUGAUCAUGGGAGUGAUAGGUGGUCUUCUUGGUGCAUUGUUUAAUGCUAUCAAYCAUCACCUGUCUCUAUUCAGAAUGCAGUAUGUCAAAAAGAAUUGGAUGAGAGUACUUGAAGCAUGCAUUGUGGCAACGCUGACAGUAUCCACAGCAUUUGUCCUUAUUUACUUUCACAAUGACUGCAGACCUCUGGGCACAGCCAACAUUACAGAUCCUCUACAGUUUUUCUGUAAUGAUGGAGAAUACAGUGCUAUGGGUACUUUAGUAUUCAGUACCCCUGAAGAAUCAAUCAAGAAUCUUUUCCAUUUGCAACCAGAGUCGUACACUCCUAUCUCCCUUCUAUCUUUCUUCCCAAUAUAUUUUCUCCUGGCUACCUGGACCUAUGGUCUCUACGUCCCUAGUGGACUAUUUGUGCCCUGUAUUCUCACAGGGGCAUCUUGGGGACGUUUAUUUGGGGUGCUUUUACACAAGGCAUUUCCUAAAGGGACAUGGGUGGACCCUGGAAGAUAUGCUCUCAUUGGUGCUGCAGCUACUCUGGGUGGUGUAGUACGUAUGACCCUCAGUCUUACUGUCAUCCUCAUGGAAGCAACAGGUAACAUCACCUAUGGUAUGCCUAUGAUGCUUGUUUUGAUGACAGCUAAGUUYGUAGGAGACUUCUUUAAUGAGGGUAUAUAUGACAUUCAUAUCAAGCUACAGGGAGUACCAUUCCUAGGCUGGGAACCUCCUGUUAUGGCCUCAGAAGUCUUUGCCAAAGAUAUUAUGAGCACACCUGUAAUUUGUUUCAAAACAAAAGAAAAGGUUGGUAGGAUAGUGGAUGUGUUGAAGGAUGGCAUGUCACAUCAUAACGGCUUCCCAGUUGUGGAACAACAAGAGGAUCAUUCUUCUAGUGAUACUGGACAGCCUACGUUCGGGGUAUUUCGUGGCUUUAGUCCUAUUGUACUUCAUUGUCUUUUGUUAUUUCAUUCUCUUGGGAAUGAUCGAAAACCAGCAAUUCAGUCCCUUAUGUGGUGCUAUACACAGUACAUUCUGCAGCUUCACUCUUUUCUUUCUUCUGUGCCACAGUUAUUCAGUGACUCUGACMGACCUUUAAGAAGACACGGCCUGCAACUGAAAGACUUCAGAGAUGCUUACCCAAGAUUUCCUCCAAUAAGAAAUAUCAACAUAUCUCAAAGAGAACGAGAGUGCUACAUAGAUCUUACGCCGUUUAUGAAUCCUGCCCCCUACACAGUACAAGAAAGUUCUUCAUUGCCACGCGUCUUCCGUCUGUUCAGGGCCCUGGGGCUGAGGCACAUAGUAGUGGUGGAUGAUCACAACAGGGUAACGGGUAUUGCUACCAGAAAAGACCUCGCGCGAUACCGAAUGUGGUCUCACCGAGGACAGACUGGACUCGAAGUUGUUCAUGUCUUACAGUCAUCUGAUUUACAUACAUAAAAAAAUCACCUGACUUCGCGAACUAAGACUGAGCUCGAGAUUUACCACCUCUUAUUCGUGAUUAACGUGUGAUUGACAAGAUCACGUGAUUACCGAAACAGGGCCAAGCGGAGCCCGAGGAAAGGUCACUGACGGAAUUGGGAAUUCACAAAUCCAUCGAUGAUCACUUGACUCAGUGUCGGCUUUUCACCGUCGUUGGACUAGAAAAUCGCGACGCCGAAAACAUUUUUCGAAAUUCAAUCAUUUUUUAUCAUCCAAUUUUGCAAGUAGCUCGCAAUAUCGCAAAAUGUAACCAAUUUAUACCGAUUUGUUUUUAAAAAAAACAUUUCAGUUUAAUAUAA